Molecule: messenger RNA, 3795 nt
Organism: Saccharomyces mikatae IFO 1815
Lineage: Eukaryota; Fungi; Ascomycota; Saccharomycetes; Saccharomycetales; Saccharomycetaceae
Gene: ITC1
Product: Itc1p
Exons: 1
Coding region: 1-3795 (1264 amino acids)
Source: RefSeq, a predicted model, not a curated record
AUGGUUUUAUAUAAAAGGAAGCCUAUAUUACUUCCUGAUCCAAAGCCUUUACCAUUGGAUUUGAAUGUGCAGGUAUGGCAUAUUGAAGAAACUGGCGAGUGGUUUCCUAGUUACGAAGAAUUUCUGGAAAGGUUUGAUUUUUACACCCGUCACCAUUUCACAUGUGAAAUCACAGGUACCUCGUGCCUGACGUUCUUUCAAGCUCUGGAUAGUGAAGAGACACAAUUUAAAUAUGUUGAAGACAGGUUCCCAUUGAAGUUGAGAGAACCUGUAGCAAGAUUUUUACAUUUUAAUGGAAUAAGAAGAUUAGACGCAUUAGUAGAGAAAGUUUACGCAAGGUUCAAGAAUGAUUUUUUUCCAGGAGAAGUGGUUUAUUUACGUAAACAAAAGGAUGCUUCUACUACAAGUUCCAAUUCCCAGCAAGGUACUCCUCAACCUGAUGACAUGGCUGAAAAGAAUAGCAUCAGCAAUCCUGCCGCACCUCAAUAUCAGUAUCAAAAACGGUAUAUAAUCAAAGAAAAAGUACAAUUCAACGCAACAAUAAAUCCAGAGACCAAAGAAAUUGUGAUGCCUGCCCAUACUAAAUACAUGCUGAUAGAAGAGGCAGCUUCGAGCAACAAAUCCUUUAUAGUCGAUCAAGGACAAAUUUACAGGGAUCGUUCUACUUUCACUAAACAUCUAAUUAAGUGUUUUUUCAAGAUUACUUUACAGAGAGCGUCUUCAAAGAUGGGUGCACCUUGGUGUGUGAAGCCAGAGUAUUUAGCGAUGUAUGGCUUGACCAUGGACUGGCCAAAAGAUAUGUUAAAAUAUAAAGAAGACGAACCUGUCGCAACUAAAUGUACCAAUAGUGCCAAUGUUUCAUCACCAGAGAACGAAAAGAACAAACGUCAAAGUAAAUCAUCGGGUAAAAAUAACUCUUCAAGUGACAUUUGUAGUAAAAAAGAACCCAAAAAGAAGAGAAAGCAAACAGAAACAACCACUAUUGAUAAUAACUUUUCGGAAGAAGAUAAGAAGAAGAACAAUAAUAUGUCGGCAGACAACAACAAUAGAAAGAGAAGGAAGGAGGCAGAUGAGGAAUCCAAGGAGGAAAACCUCGAGACCGCUCCUAUACAGACAAAUCCGGAGACUCCGACUAUAACAAUAACAAGCAUAAUGGAUGACUUAGCGUUGCCAUAUCAACAUCCGCCAAAUAUCUUUCCAAACUUAACAUACUAUAAUGAAAAGUUGGAAUGCGUUUCAUUGGGUUUUAGUGAUAAUUCCAGACCAUUCAAUUUUUUCGGAAAAUUAUUACAAGCUUACCAAUUCUUGAAUACAUUCGGUUCAAGAAUUUACUUAUCCCAUUUUAGCCUUGACCAAUUCAUCACUUCUUUGAAAUGCACGGACCCAUAUGAGUUGAAGGGUGAAGUUGUUUUUGUGAAUAUCAGAACUCAAACAUCUGAAGGACGAAACGAUAAAGAUGAGAGUAUACCACUGAAAAUGGAGAAGGAGGAUAUUAUUAACGGCAAUACUAAAAACUCAAGCAAUUGGCAAAGAAAUUCGCACAUCCGCGAUUUGAUAAUGAAAAGAAAUUCCAGUAAGGUUGAGUACAAGAUUGUAAAUGAUGACCCAGCAACGGAUGAUGUGCUUGAUAAUAUCAAUCACAAUGGCUCUGCCCUUCUCAUUGAAGUUUUUACCGCACUACUACGUUUGUUUAUCGAUGAAUAUGGCGAUUGGAAUUGCAUAGUUGUUGAGGACUGGAUAAUAGAUAACAGAGGAAUAUUAACAGAAAAAGAAAAAGAAAAAGAAGGGCAGAUAGUGCAACAGCAGAAUUCUGACGGGUACUCUGUACAGGAUACGGAAAAGUGUGGUAAUCAAAAAAACACAUUAAAGGGUGACACAACGGAGAAUGAAAGGAUGUACAAUGUUAACGCUGAAAUUAAGUCAGAACAUGAAUCAGAUGCUGGAUCCGAUUCUGACUCCGAAGUAAUAAAUCCCCAAUUAGAAAAAUGUUUGAACUACCGUAAUGUCAGCUGGACAGAACGUUUAACGAAAAGACAGUUCAACAACAGUUACUGGCUCAUAAUUUUACUAGGUGUCUUACAAGAUAGCAGGCAUCUGCCAAUGUAUACACGGUUUAUUGAUUCUUUCAUCGAAAAGAUCUUACCUGAAGAUAUAUCAGCAACACAAUUGCCCAAACAACUUUGGAGAAACUUUUGCCGAAAACUAUCCUUCAAUGACAAAAUCAAUGCAUUAUGGGUACUUAUAGACCUCGUGUCGCAUUUUUCUCCCGAUAUUAAAGCUGCUGUAGACGAUUCCAUGGAACUAUGCGGUCAAAUUCGUAGUGAAAGAUUCAAAGUUGCAAGAGAGUUGAAGACAGAGGCAGUCGUACUAAGUAACCUUCAAAGCGACCUGCAGACAAUUCAAGAAGAGUUAACUAAAACAGUUAAGAACAUUUCAUCGACCGAUGAAUCCAGUAAAAGAUAUGAAUCAAUUGAUACAUCAGUCCUUGAAAAAAAGCAAAAGUUGAUCGAAGAACAGGAUAAAAAAGUGCAGGCUUUACAAUCCGAUAAAAACUUUCUCGAUAAUUGUCUUUUCGAGAACGAUUUGCAAAGACUAAAACCGUUGGGUUUGGAUCGAUAUGGGAACAGGUAUUUUUGGCUAGACCACAAUGGUGUACCAUGUCAUCAAGGCUCUGCUGAUAUAGGUGAAGCACUUAAGGGUAAUAAUGGUUUGAGUUAUCAGUCCGGUCGUUUGUUUAUUCAAGGCCCUAGAGCGUCAUCGGCAAAAUUCUUUUUGAACGUCACUGAUGAACAGUUAGGUGAUUGGCAAAAGAUCAGAAACUGCAAAGGAACAUCUGAGGCAACUAAAGAAAUUUUUGGAAUAUUCAAAACUAAAUCGGGAUCUUAUAAUUACGUAGAAAAUGGAAUAGAGACCGAACUAUUGGAUAGUAAUGGUCGCGUAAACCCACUUAUAGAGUUGACCCCAAUUCAGAAGAAAAUUAUGGAUGAAACCCCUUCAAGACUGCUGCUAUCACCAUAUCAAUGGUAUUGUAUCGAUAGUUUAGAAAAUGUGACGAGAAUAAUGGACUGGUUAGAUAACUGGGGCCGCAAAGAGCACGAUCUCUUGAGACAAAUUAGACCUAUAGUAGAACGAAUCAAGACUUCCCUUUGCUUGCGCGAUCAUGCAUUAUCACUGUCAGAAUUCACUAAGGGUGAAGAAAAACUGCUCAAGGAGUUGGAUAAUAACGAGUUCACCGAAAACGAACUGAAUAUUGAUAAUAUGGACAUUAAUAAUGAUGGAACUAAUAAUAAAAAUAGAGGUGCUAAGAGUGAAUCUGAUGUACUAGCUGAUGCAGAAGAAGAAAAGGAGGCAGAAAUAGAAGAAAAGCUAGAGGCGAUUGCGGACGAACUUAUGAAGCUAGAUGAUAGCUCGAAGACGCGGAAGGUUCUUAUUAAAAUCCAGGAAUUAGAAGAUCAGAGGGACGAACUUUUGGAGCAGAAAAGAUCAAUAAUUAAUUCUCAAAGGCCAGGUGCAAGGAUUCUAGCUCGCUCAGAAAGGAAAAGAACCAAAAUCUCCCGUAGUAAUAAGGUGAACAAACAGGUUGAAAUAUUAACUGACAUGAUUAACUAUAAACAUUUUAAAGCUAUGGAAGAUGUAAUAGGUUGGAAAAAUACCCUGGCUAAUUCAAUAUGGGGUUCUUCGCUUCGCAAAAAUGCAUCUGGCAAUAAAAGAAAUGGCACCAUUGAAACAGUUGAUGAUAAACUAAAAGAUAUAGUUGGUCAAACCUCAAGAACUGUCACGCCAGCUCCAAAUUGA